This is a messenger RNA of Magnusiomyces paraingens, 978 nucleotides long. RefSeq lists its product as uncharacterized. The record is from RefSeq and is a predicted model, not a curated record. Gene Ontology annotation, cellular component: nucleus. Gene Ontology annotation, biological process: transcription elongation by RNA polymerase II; transcription elongation by RNA polymerase I; regulation of mRNA 3'-end processing. Gene Ontology annotation, molecular function: zinc ion binding; RNA polymerase II transcription regulatory region sequence-specific DNA binding. The transcript has 2 exons. NCBI's taxonomy places the organism in Eukaryota, Fungi, Ascomycota, Dipodascomycetes, Dipodascales, Dipodascaceae. The coding region runs from base 1 to 978 and encodes 325 amino acids.
AUGACGGCUUCAUCGUCAAGCGCACCGCUGGAGAUUCAGGAGAUCCGAUCCAUGAUGCAUGAUCUGGAAAAGGCGGGCGGAUCUACCGACAAAAUCAAAAUGCUGCUUUCUCAGUUUGAGGAGCGCGUCAAGCCCACCGAAAAGCUCUUGCGCGAAACCAAACUUGGUAUUGCCGUUAACAAGUACCGGACCCACUCGGAUAAAGAAAUUGCGGACCAGGUGAAACGCAUAAUCAAGAAAUGGAAAGACCAGGUCACCGCUCAAAAGAACUCAGCUAAGCACAAACACCCCCAUACACACUCUCACUUGGGUUCAAGCUCGGGUUCGGCUGGUCAUAGCGGAUCUGGUGCUUCCAACGGGACCGCGCAGGCCUCGGGAUCGUCAUCGACCUCUCCUGCUGCAAAUACUCCUACAUCUUCGCCCGCCCCCUCUGCGUCGAGCAAGGCUCGCACUGCAUCAUCAGACGGUGUUAAGACUUCAGUUUAUGACGACCGGGUGCGCAAUUCGUGUCUGGAGCUUACGUACAAUGCGCUUGUUAUUGGCGCUACAGAGCCUGCUUCACAGAUUCUUACUGUAGCCAAGGAAGUCGAGGAUGCCGUAUUUGUUGGCGAGCGGGGAACCACGCCAGGAUACCGGUCUAAGUUCCGAUCCCUUGUGUCAAAUCUCAAAGACGUUAAUAACCCGAAUCUGCGCCGGCGGGUUGUUACAGGCGAGAUUAGCGGCAAGCGUCUAUACAGCAUGUCGCCGCAGGAGAUGGCAAGUGACGAAAUUAAGAAGGACAUUGAACAGUUUAAGAAAGAGAAUCUGUUUAACGCGCAGGCCGCUGUCCAAAAGAGAGCCAUCACUGACCGGUUUACGUGUAGCCGGUGCAAGCAAAAGAAGGUUUCAUACUUCCAGAUGCAGACCCGUUCAGCAGAUGAACCGCUGACGACGUUUUGUACUUGCGAGAACUGCGGCAAGAGAUGGAAGUUUUCUUAA